GGGACAUCACAGACAAUUGGUGACCUAAAUUAAUUAUUUUAGGCAAGACCAAAACUUCUCUAGUCUGUAUGUUUUCACAAUCGCAUGGAAUGGUAUCAUUUUAAACUCAACCAUCACGCAGGCCGUCUGUUGGAGUGAUGAGAGGUGGCGCAGCCAUAAAGUUGGUGCGCUGCUUUAGAAAAUUAUAAAUGCAUUAUUUUCUGCUGCAAAAUAGUGAAUGAGUGGUGACAUGGACAACAACCGUGCAGAUGUCAUUAGCAGUGGGACACUACCAGCCCCAGGAUACGCCGACCUGUUAAUACGAGGAUACAACGUGGUACGUGGUGCUGUGAGGGACUGCACCAACUGUGGUCUUGAACUCUCCAAGAGCACUUUCCAUACCAAUGCUUACCUUACCUGGAGGGAGGUGGGCAUUGUCUGUUUAUGUGCGGUAUUAUGGACGAUUUCAAGACGUAAACUUGCCACAUGUCUUUUACAGCCAGUUGCCCAGUGGUGUCACCUCAAACCCAAAGAUGCUGUCAAGAUGCCAGAGAGCGCUUGGAAGUUCCUCUUCUACUCGGCCUCCUGGUCAUACAGUGCCUAUUUGCUCUUCCUCACCGAAUACACUUUCUUUCAGGACCCCAGUUCUGUAUUUCAGGACUGGACAAGUGGAAUGCCCAUCCCCAUUGACAUCACCAUUGCCUACCUGAUCCAGGGCAGCUUCUAUGGACAUUCCAUAUAUGCUUCAUUUUACAUGGACGUGUGGAGGAGAGACUCUGUUGUCAUGGUGAUUCACCAUGUGGUCACCCUGGUGCUGAUCACAUUCUCCUAUGCUUUCAGGUACCAUAAAAUAGGAGUGCUGGUUCUCUUCCUUCACGACAUCAACGAUAUUCAGCUUGAGUUCACAAAACUCAAUGUGUACUUAAGGAACAGUGGCUGGGUCUACAAGUCCAUCAAUGAAAUCAUCUCCACUGUGGGUUGCAUCAGCUUCAGCUUCACCUGGUUUUGGUUUCGCCUUUACUGGUUUCCUCUCAAAGUGCUGUACGCCACCUGUAUAGCCAGUCUCGAGUCUGUCCCUAACAUCCCUUUUUAUUUUUUCUUCAACUCCCUCCUCUUCACACUCCUUCUUAUGAAUCUCUAUUGGUUUCUGUACAUUAUGCUGUUCAUGGUGAAGGUGUUGACUGGACAGAUGAAGGAGAUGAAGGACGUGCGAGAGUAUGAGGAGGAGGAGCACGAGAAGGCCAGACUGCUUAACAUGGCAGAGUAUGACACAGACCAUCCUGACCUCAGAGACCAAGAAGGACAUGAGAAGAAUGGUAUUCCUAAGGAAAAGAGUCUUUGAAGGCCACACUAGGACAGACGCCCUGUCCAUUUUGUAUCUACAGCCAGGUGAUGCCAUCUUCUCUAAUCAAGGAGCCAUAAUAACAAAGAUUCCAUGGACAGCACUAAGACAUCUCAGGCAAAACAUUGCUCUGGAUGGGUCUCUCUGCGCAUGGGAUUUUAAAAUUGAUUUGAAUUAAACAUGUAAUAUCUUUAAUCUAUUAUUUCAUCUGUAUGUCUGACCCCGCAGAAUAGAAAAUGUAAUGCCUUUUGAUGAACACAGACGAAUAUGAAGCUGAGCUGAUUUUUAAACACUAAUAAUUGCCCUUUAGAAAAAUCUAGAUUAUGGCAUUGUGCCUAAAGGAAUGCCUGAUUGCUACUGAAAAGCAUGUCUGUUAUAUGGUUAAGUGAAUGUAGUAAUAUUAAUAAACCUGUUGGAUCUCACUUUUUUAUAAUAAAUAUCACCAAUAACUGUGACGUGUCUGACGUGAUUGGACAUCUUUAAAAUCACUAUUACCAAUGCAGCAAUUUAGUCUCAAAUAUUAUCAUUUAUUCGACUAUUAU
Sardina pilchardus (European sardine) is the source of this 1863-nucleotide messenger RNA. Its product is annotated as ceramide synthase 1-like. Gene Ontology annotation, molecular function: sphingosine N-acyltransferase activity. Bases 218 to 1321 code for a protein of 367 amino acids. Gene Ontology annotation, biological process: ceramide biosynthetic process. Lineage: Eukaryota; Metazoa; Chordata; Actinopteri; Clupeiformes; Clupeidae. The transcript is spliced from 7 exons. Gene Ontology annotation, cellular component: membrane. The record is from RefSeq and is a predicted model, not a curated record.